Molecule: messenger RNA, 633 nt
Organism: Entamoeba invadens IP1
Lineage: Eukaryota; Evosea; Mastigamoebida; Endamoebidae
Exons: 1
Coding region: 1-633 (210 amino acids)
Source: RefSeq, a predicted model, not a curated record
AUGCCUUGUCGAGAUUCUUUGGUCAAGUACAUCGAGACAGAAAUCAUCCCACGAUACAAGCAGUUCGACAAAGCUCACAAUUUGUUGCACGUUCGUUCCGUCAUCACUGAGUCACUGUCUCUUUCGGAGUCCAACCAUUUAGACGAAGAGAUGUGUUACACCAUUGCGGCAUAUCACGACACGGGUAUUGGAAUUGAUCGCGAUACACACCACAUUCUUUCUGGACAAAUUUUAAUGGAAGACCAAAGGCUUCGUGAUUGGUUCACAGAGGACCAACUUCUUAUUAUGAAAGAAGCCAUAGAAGACCAUCGAGCGUCUUCAAAGACACCUCCACGUACCAUCUAUGGAAAAGUUGUAGCUGAAGCUGAUAGAGUUAUAGAUCCCAUCGACACUCUAAGAAGGACAAUUCAAUUCACUUUAAAGAAGAACCCCGUCGACGACUAUACUUAUCACUACAACGCAACACUUAAACACCUCCAUGAGAAAUACGCACGUGGCGGAUAUCUCAAACUCCCCUUCGAACACUCGAGAAAUGCAGACAACCUCCGCAACUUUCAAAAUUUGAUUGAAGAUGAAAUCGCACUCAAGAAGGAGUUUGAUGUCCUUUACAAGGAGGAGGUCGCUUCUCUGUAA